AUACGUUUUAGUUGUGUAUUAUUCUUAUAUUUUGUUUAUUUCAUUUAUUUUCUUUAUUUUCAAUUAAUUAUAGUUUAAGCAAAUUCGUCUAAAAUGGAUGUAGAUUCUGAUUGUACCAUAUCUUCUUCAGAUUCUGACGAUGACAAUUUAGAAAAUAUUAGGCAAGUUCAUUUGAAAGAAAAAAUUGAAGUUCUGGAAGAUGCGGUCAAAAAUUCACCAUCUGAUUAUCAAGCACAUGUGGAAUUAAUUAAAACCCUUCGUAGUAUACAUGAUUUGGACAAACUACGUAUUGCUAGAGAGCGUCUAAAUGAAAAAUACCCAUUAAGUGCAGACUUAUGGAUCGAUUGGAUAAAAGAUGAAAUAAGUAUUGCAACUACUGAUGAAGAAAAACAAAAUGUUAUUAAAUUAUGCGAAAAAGCUGUUAAAGAUUAUUUAAGUAUAGAUUUAUGGUUAGAGUAUGUACAGUUUAAAAUUGGUUGCAUGUCUGAUACCACUGGAACAGAUACCAUACGGGAAUUAAUGGAACGUGCAUUAACUGCCGGUGGUCUUCAUGUACCUAAUGGAAAUGUUCUUUUCGAAGUGUACAAUGAAUUUGAAAAAUUAAUUUUAUUAUCGUUGAAGGAGAGUACUGAUGAAAAAUCCAUAAAUGACCAAAAACGCCGUAUAAAUAAUUUAUAUCGUCGUCAACUUUCUGUGCCUUUAUUUGAUAUGGAAAACACUUAUACUGAAUAUAAGCAAUGGCUUGCUUCUGAAAAUAUUGAAAUAGAAAAAUCAGUUGAGGAUACCUAUAAAAAAGCUCUUAAUAAAUUACAAAAAAUUCAAAUUUUUGAAGACCGUUUGUUAUCUUUAGAAGUUAAAGAUCGACUAGAUUCUUAUGUAGAAUAUAUUCAAUGGGAAAAAAAUCCUAAAGAAGGUGGAAAUAAGCCAACUCGAAUAAUAUGCUUGUAUGAACGCGCUAUUGCUGAUUUACCUUUAAUACACACACUUUGGGUUGAUUAUAUUGACUAUAUUGCAGUAACAAUUAAAGAAGCUGAUUACAUAUUAGAAACUUGUAAGAGGUCUGUAGCUAACUGCUCAUGGUCUGCAGAUCUUUGGACUACUUAUUUAAUUCAAGCUGAAACUUAUAAUCAAUCACAUGAAAAAAUUACAGAAAUUAUGGAAAAAGCAAUAAGCUCAUGGUUUAGUUCAUCUGCAGAAUAUCGUUCUUUAUAUCUUUCUUACAUUUUUUAUUUGAGAAGACGUCUCAAUAACGAAAAUGCUGAGACUAAAUUAAAGCAAAUUCAAGAUAUAAGAUUGAUGUUAGAACAGGCUCAAAAAUUUCUUCUUGAAAGCUUUGGACACUCUGGAGAUCCAAACUGUGAAUUACUUUUAUGGUGGACAGAUUUUGAAGCUAUUAUAACAGGUGAUAUGGAACGUGUUCGAACUAUGUGGAAUGAAAUUUUAAGUGCUGGUCUUAAUCAAUAUUCUUCUUAUUGGAUGAAGUAUAUAAAUGUUGAAAUUCAAUUUGGCGAUCAAAAACAUGUACGUAAAAUUUUUGCACGAGCAUUAAUGACUAAUACAGAUUCACCUGAAACAAUUGGUUCAGAGUGGAUUAGAUAUGAAACAUUGUAUGGUGAUUUAAACUCAUUAUUAAAUUGCAAAGAAAAAUAUAAAAUUAAAAUGAAGCAGGUACAAGAAAUACAAGAUAAAGAACAAAAAACCGAUAACAAGAUGGGAAAUAAAGAGAAGGAAGCAAAAAAACGAAAAUGGAAUGAAACAGAACAAAUUAGUAAUAAUGAUAAAUCAAAUGGAAAUUUUAAAGUACCAUUUGCCAAAAAAGAUGUUGGACAAGAAUCUGAAGCUUCCCCUAUUAAAAAACUUCGAACAACUGAAAUAAACCUUGACAAAGGUGGUCGACACAUGGAGAUUGAAGGUAAAGAAUAUCGAUCUGUAUUUGUUAGUAAUUUGGAUUUUGCUGUGACUGAAUUGGAGGUGAAAGAUGCAUUGUCUUCAAUUGGUCACUGCGAAGUAUUAUUAGUAAGAGAUUUUAAGGGACGAUCUAAAGGAUUUGGUUAUGUGCUUUUCGAAAAGCCAGAAAUGGUUCCAGAAGCAUUAAAAAAAGACCGUGAACUUGUAAAUAAUCGACCUAUGUUUGUGUCUAAAUGUGAACCUGAUAAACAAAGUAGAGAAUCAGGAUUACGAUUCCCUACUAAGCUAGAAAAAAAUAAAUUGUUUGUUAAAGGUUUGCCAUUCAACUACACAAAAAUUGAUAUAGAAAACAUUUUUAAACCAUAUGGAACUUUAAAAGAUGUACGUGUUGUUACAUUUAGAAAUGGACAUUCUAAAGGAUUAGCCUAUAUUGAUUAUGAAGACGAGAUAUCAGCUGCUAAAGCAUUGUUAAAAACUGACAACAUGGUAAUUCAGGAUAGAACUAUUUCAGUAGCUUUGAGUCAACCACCAGAACGUAGAAAUCCGUCUGAGAGUAAAUCAUAUCUUCCUGUUGCAAAGUUUAAAUCACAAGCUUCAACUUCAUCAUUAGUGCAACGUGAUCAUGCCCGUACAAAGUUAUCUUUUACACCUAGUGUGUUGCAAAAAAAGUCUGAUAAAUCUGUUUCAACAACAUUAGGUGGUGAUACAGCUGCACUAACUAAUGAUGACUUCAGAAAAAUGUUAUUUGGUGGCAAAUAACUAUUUAACUAUUUAAGUUUUAAAAUAAAAAUAAUUAAGUAUUUAA
This is a messenger RNA of Sipha flava (yellow sugarcane aphid), 2713 nucleotides long. RefSeq names its product squamous cell carcinoma antigen recognized by T-cells 3-like. The coding region runs from base 94 to 2667 and encodes 857 amino acids. The record is from RefSeq and is a predicted model, not a curated record. The transcript has 16 exons. Gene Ontology annotation, molecular function: protein binding; RNA binding. Gene Ontology annotation, biological process: RNA processing. NCBI's taxonomy places the organism in Eukaryota, Metazoa, Arthropoda, Insecta, Hemiptera, Aphididae.